This is a messenger RNA of Rhododendron vialii, 3076 nucleotides long. RefSeq names its product protease Do-like 9. Bases 144 to 1823 code for a protein of 559 amino acids. NCBI's taxonomy places the organism in Eukaryota, Viridiplantae, Streptophyta, Magnoliopsida, Ericales, Ericaceae. Gene Ontology annotation, molecular function: serine-type endopeptidase activity; protein binding. The transcript has 9 exons. Gene Ontology annotation, biological process: proteolysis. The record is from RefSeq and is a predicted model, not a curated record.
UGUACAUAACUGUACUCUCUCUCUCAAGUCUCAAUACAUGAAGAUGAAGGUCCAGCUCUGGCGGAUUUAACAAGGGCACAGAUAAUGAUCGCAGAUCCACUAACGGUUGCAUUCGUAGUCGUGAUUAUUUCUCCGACGAUACGAUGCUGGCGACGUCUCCGAUGCUCAAUUCUCUCUCUUGUAAUUUGUCCGCCAAUUUCACUAUAAUCGACGGAAAUUUUCAACAUUCCUUUCUCUCGAUUCAACCCCGUCCAAUCCCACCGGACCACCACCGCCUUCGCUCUGUUGUUUUAAGCGGCUGUUCGUCUUGUCGCCCUUCUUUCUCUCUCCGGAAAGCAAGUUUCGUUUCGCAAGCUGAGACUUGGUUAGCAGAAGAAGAUCAAGGUCUUGAAGAGGAGGAGGAGAAGAAGAAGAAGAAGAUUUCCCGUUACUUGGCUUCACUUGUGAAGGUGUUAUGCAAGAAAAGCCCACCAGAUUACUUAUGUCCACGACAAAGGGAACCCAAAAACACUACCAGCAGCGGGUUCAUUGUAAGGGGGAGAAAAGUGUUAACAUGUGCUCAUUCUGUAGAUAAUCACACUAAGGUGCAGCUCAAGAAACCCAAUUCUGAUACGUUAUACACAGCUACAGUACUUUCUGUAGCACUUGAGUGUGAUCUCGCACUGCUAACAGUUAAUGAUGAUAAGUUCUGGGAAGGAAUCAUGCCAGUUGAUUUCGGGGGAAUGCCAGCCGUCCAAGAUAAGUUGGCAGUUUUGGGCUACCCAAAUGGAAAAUUUUCUAUGACUAAGACUUCCGUGUCAAGAGUGACCAUGGUAAAAUUUCAAUGGUCGCAAACCGAACUUCUGGGUGUAAAGGUGAAUGUUGCUAUAGAGGAUGGGGUUUCUGGUGCACCUGUUCUUAGUAAAAGUGGCAAAUGUGUGGGAAUGGCAUUUCAGAGCUGCAAGGAAGACGAAAGUGAUAUCAUAGCUGCACCCGUAAUUCAUCACUUCCUUGAAGACUAUUUCCGGAAUGGAGUAUAUACGGGGUUCCCAAGUCUGGGCAUUGUUUGGCAAGAUAUGGAAAAUCCCGAUUUACGAUUGUUCAUGAAGAUGGGACAUGGUCAGCAAGGUGUCCUCAUUAUAGAAGUGAAGCCUAAUUAUCCUGAGUAUGAGAUUCUUAAGCCAAAUGAUAUAAUCCUGAGCAUUGAUGGGAUUAACAUUGGUAACGAUGGAACAGUUCCAUUUACAUGGGGACAACGCAUACCAUUCAGUUACCUUCUCACGAAAAAGUACACGGGAGAUACAAUUGAUUUAAGAGUGCUCCGUAAUUCAGAGAUACGAGAAUAUAGCAUAGUACUCACAACUCACAAGCAAUUCAAGCCAGCCAACAGUAGUGGGAGGCCUUUUCCAUAUUACAUCAUUGCAGGAUUUGUUUUCACUACUCUUUCUAUACCGUAUUUAAGGUCUAAGUGUGGAUAUGGUCUGAAAAACAUUUCGAAUGAGCUAAUAUGGCAGGCGUUGCAUGAAGAGCGCGUGGUGAUUUCUAAGGUGCUUAAGGGUGGCACAAGUGAGGGAUAUGAUGGUAUGGAUGACAUAGAGAAUGCUCAGGUUCUUAAUGUUAAUGGUAUGCCUGUUCAGAAUUUAAAGAGUUUCGCGAGUAUUGUAGAGAGUUGUAAUGAAGAAUUCCUAGAGUUCAUUCUUGACAAACAAAAGGUCUCUCUCUCUCUCUCUCUCUCUCUCUCUCUCUCUCUCUCUCAUAUGCAUGCGCGCACGCAAGUGAUUUUAGUAAGCACCAAAAAAAAGUCUUUUGUAUCUAUUUUAGUAGAUAAAUAUAUAGUUAUAUAGAUAUAUCUUGGAUCCUGGAAUAGUCAUCUUGACAACUCUAUUUGUGCAUUAGUUCUUUGGUUUCAUGUCCUUAUGACAAACUCAGUAUGUAUAUUGUUAUUGCAAAAAAAAUUCAAAGAGGGAAUUUUAAUUUUGACCCCUGUACUUAGGACAGAAAAAUCACUUAGGCUCCUUAACCUAAAAAACCUAUGCUUACCACCACGUACUUUGGAUUAGAUUACCAACAUGAAUGAUAUUGACUGAUUCAGUAGGAAGGCAACUUUACCUAUUCUAAGCCUUCAAAUUUAAACACCACUGCCCCUUAUCUUUCCUUCCCUCUGAUUUUCAAUCCACUUGCUUCCCCCUUCAUAUCUCCGAUGAAUUAAGAGCACAACAAUCAGCCGUAGGAGUAUCCAACUCCAUCACAACAACCUUGACAUUUGGAAACACAAAGCAGAUCAACUUCACACCCACCCACCCCUUAUAUAAAAGUGAGCCUCAAGUUAUAAAUACUUGUCUUUAAGUAUAUGGAAAAUGAGUUCCUGAUAAGGACUUAUUAAUUUUCUGAAAUUUGAAGCAGAUCAGUUACACAUCCAGUAGUCCCCCGCCUCUAUCUCUUGCUCUCCUUAGACGUAUAUUUCUUUCUAAAUUAGUUAGGGUUAUUUUAAUUCUUGCAAACUGAUUGGUGGCCAAAAUCGCGUUUUCUUAUCCCCUGUUAAGCUAUUCACUCACGACAGGAGUUAUCCGCAUUUAGAGGUUACGAACAGAAUCAACUGGGUGAUACGCCAACAGACAUGACUAUUAUCUACUGUUUGGGUGGGAAAUUGGGUUAUGGGGUAGGUGAAAGAAUGAUGGUGGCGGCGAUACCUACCUUUGCGAAUGAAGAAGAGGGCAGUGAUGAAGGCUAUCGGGUGCCAUAGGCCCAUAGCCUAGCCCUUUGGCUUCUUUUUUUGGGGUCAAUCUUGACCCAUCGACUUAAUAAUUGAUUAGUGAAUUAUAAAUUCGAGGUUGCAUUUUGUUUUUGUAAAAUAUAUGUAUCAAUUCUAGUUUUGGGGGUUGAUCCUGGGCGUGCCAAAAGUUGGAUUUUGAUCAUGAUUGGCUUGGGGACUGGUGGCUGAAGGUUGUUCAUGGUGCUUUGAUAGGUUGUGACUUGUGAGUGUAGUGUGCACGGACCUUCAUGUGUAUGUGUGAGGUAUAAUAAAUAAAGUGGCACCGGUACUCUACUGGUUGGGUGAGUGUGUAGAGCAAUGAAGGACAUUGUUUUUGGUGGUGGU